Molecule: messenger RNA, 1047 nt
Organism: Eruca vesicaria subsp. sativa (arugula)
Lineage: Eukaryota; Viridiplantae; Streptophyta; Magnoliopsida; Brassicales; Brassicaceae
Source: the annotation of a GenBank genome assembly
AUGGAGCGUCAAGAGAGGUUUGAGAAUAUACCAAAAUGGGAAGAAAUGGAUAAAGACAUCCUUGCCAGCAUUUUCAAGAAGCUAGACGUAGUGGACGUUAUCAUGGGAGCAUCACGAGUGUGCAUCGCUUGGUUCCUUGCCUCCAACAACAAAACUAUAUGGAACACCAUCAACCUCAACGAUGUUGAUUCGAUUGUCCCAACUGACCCAUAUAAUGAUUAUUUUAUCCCACCUAACCCAUGGCCAUAUCUGUGGGACUAUAAAAACGAUUAUAAUAAUAAUGGAGAAAAACAUCGAUACGAACUUAAGGAGAUCUUGAUUGAAAUCAACAAAUUCAGCCGUGCUGCCCCUUGGUCGGGUAGUAGUAUUACCACCUCGGUUCGAAACUUUGCCAUACAACAUAAAAUCAUGUUUAGACCUCACUUAGAAUUUGAGCCGGACUAUUCAUUGAUAUUGUUUCAUUGGGGAAGGUUGCCAAACAUCAGAAAACUUGCGUUACCAAUACAGACACCUUACAAUCUGUAUUUGUUUGCAUCAUCAUUUAGUAAAUGGAAGAAUCUCCAAACGUUGAUUAUUGGCAAUGCCAAAGGUGGCGAAUUGAAACAUAUGCUUGAAGCCAUCGCAGAAAACUGUAGAAAUAUUACCAACCUAAAAUUCACUUAUACAUUGGACCAAGAGUUAGCCAAUAUAAUUCUUGAUAAGCUUCCGAACUUGAAGAGUCUGAGCCUCCGCUGCACUUAUGUCUUUAUAGAAGCAGUUAAGUCUCUUAUCAUCGGCCUUCAUAACCUCAAGCGUCUUAACCUCUCACAUUGCUUAUCCAACAAUGGUAUGCUGACACAAUCAUUAGGAAUGUUACCUGAGGAUAAAUCUGUAAUACUUAGCAUUCAAAAGCUUGAAACUUUAAAGUUGUGUUGUUGUUCGGACUGCACAAUUUGUCAAGAUGUGUUACAUUGGAAACUUGGUCAGUAUUUUGGAUCUGAAUCUGGGUUUAGCCACUUUUGGGAUAACCAGUGGGAAACUGAUGAAUUUAAGGAGUUUGAGUUUUAG